Messenger RNA from Mercenaria mercenaria, 726 nucleotides. RefSeq lists its product as uncharacterized. The record is from RefSeq and is a predicted model, not a curated record. The transcript is spliced from 4 exons. NCBI's taxonomy places the organism in Eukaryota, Metazoa, Mollusca, Bivalvia, Venerida, Veneridae. The coding region runs from base 1 to 726 and encodes 241 amino acids. Gene Ontology annotation, molecular function: protein binding.
AUGAUCAGGCAGGAAAUCCUUGUUGAAAAGAUGAAGGCUGAAAUUGAUGAUACUAAACAACGAGUAGUAGACACUUUGGUGGAUCUGAAAACUGAAAGAAACAAGUUCGCCGUGGAUAUUGAUCGUAUUGAAAAUGAGAACAGAAUUAAAAUGGAGGGCAUUUCUACAGAAAUGGAAAGGAUAAUAGGAUCAGCCAUUACACCAUCGGUCGCCUUCAAGGCACACAAAAUAUCCGACAAGAAACUAGCGGACAAAAAAUUGAUGAUUUUCGAGGACACUAUUUUUACUAUUGGAAAUGCAUACAACAAUCAGACUGGCAUAUUUGUUGCGCCUGUCGGUGGAAUAUACCAUUUCUCAGCUCAGAUAUGUGUGGCAAGCGAUGACUGGAUGUAUUUUGGUAUUUUGCUGGGAGAAAAGUUGAUAUCAAGUUCAGCAAAUGGUGACAAAUUUGGCGGAUGUUUCACAUUCGAUGCUAUCGCCGCGGUAGAAGCAGGGCAGUGUGUAUCUGUACAAUGUACAAACAGUUGCAGCGGAGACAGCCUCUGGGAAAGCGGACAUGCUGUGGCAUGGGCAGAUGAAGAUAUCAUGAGUCCUCACAACAGUCUCCUUGCAGCAAAACUUCAGAUGAGUCCAGUGGUUGCAGGACUGGAAAUCACAUUGAGCCCAUUUAAGCAGCCUGGCAAAGGAGAAGUGGACGAAGAAGAUCCAGUGUGUGGAACUGUAUAG